Messenger RNA from Dunckerocampus dactyliophorus (ringed pipefish), 1503 nucleotides. It is a transcript of the gene mzt2b, whose product is annotated as mitotic spindle organizing protein 2B. The transcript has 5 exons. The record is from RefSeq and is a predicted model, not a curated record. The coding region runs from base 429 to 1058 and encodes 209 amino acids. Gene Ontology annotation, cellular component: centrosome; spindle. NCBI's taxonomy places the organism in Eukaryota, Metazoa, Chordata, Actinopteri, Syngnathiformes, Syngnathidae.
CAAGCUCCGAAGCACUAUCUCGUAGUAGUGCAAUUCAGGAAGUCUGACACAAGCAUCGAGUCUUCGGGUUCAUGUUACCAUCUCUACUAGCUAUUUAAACUUAGUUUGUCUCACGCUUAACAGUGAACUGAACUGGCGGGGCUUUGAAUAAGCACUUAAAAUGUUCAAAGUUAUCCUAAUUAUAACAACACGCCAUAUUAUUGUGAUAAAACAGAACAUUAGAGAGGCCGCUAACUGUUUAAUUUGCGUUAUUAAUGUAAAGUUGUAAACCGGAUGCAAAAUACACGAAUAGCGCUUAUCCCACAAUGCAAUGUAACCGUCCCUUUACGAUGACGUAAUAGCGUCGCGCCUUAUGCGGCUGCUGCACUGAUCAGGCUGCAGUGGAUGAAAAUCUUCCAGCCGAGACUCACAAUCACUUUAAAGCAACCAUGUCCCAGCCAGCUGGCUCCUCCGCACCGGACAGUGCCACACUGGUGGUGACCACCAAUGUGCACCAGUACUCCAUGAAGAAAAAGAAAGUUCUGAACGCAGAGGAGAGUGAGCUGUUUGAACUGACCCAGGCUGCGGGCAUCAGCGUCGACCAGGAGGUGUUCAAGAUCAUAGUGGACUUGCUGAAGAUGAAUGUGGCCCCUCAAGCUGUCUUUGAGACUUUGAAGGCGAUGUCUGCGGGCCAGAGGGUCCCUGAGAGCAGCAGCAGCGGAGACUCUGCAACAAGCUCCCACGGCACCGGGAUCCCCUCUGCAACGGCAGAGACAAGAGACGAGUGUUUGGUCUCUGGGAAGAGCCCUAAGCUUCCUGCAGCUCCCUCCUCGACGUCUGGCCCCAGGGCCGCCAGGGUCAGCACUAAGAUUGUGGUCUACGGCCCCCAAGACGUUAACGCUCCUCACUCUCAAGUGCGAAGCAAAGCAUCUGCCGCACCUUCGUCGUCAACCAGCCAUGGCGAGAAGAGCCGCGAGGCCUCCGGCCAGCGAGUGCAGCGGCAGCCCAGCGCCACUAGAGGACAGAAGACCAAAAGCUCUGGCAGCAGUAGCUCCUCCUCGCAGUUGAACUCUACGUAACACCCCAUCAUUUGUGUGUGCAAACUAUGUGCUAUAACUCAGCAAGGCUAAUUAACAUUCUACCACCCGUAUGGAUGUAUUCACUAAUAACUAGAAAAAGAAGUUCCCACUUUGACAGCUGUUACUGUAAGCUAAUGUGUCCUUAAAUUAUUUUGUUUUGUUGCCACGCUAUGAAAUGGUGGACCUUUUUUGUAAAUACAAGUAAAAUCCUCCAUAUACAUUGUGCAACCUUUUUAAUAUAAUAAAUUUGCACAUUUUCUGUUUAUUUGUGCUAGGUUUUUCCUGUGCCGACUGAUCACAUUGGCAGCAAUAGCUGGACAUAAACAAUUCUGUAGUGUAUACAAUAUUCCCUCAUCCCUCACCGUUACGUGUCUUGACAGGCGUCUUCAAGGAGUGAGUCGUUUCACUUUAUUUCCGUUGUAUUGUACACUGACUGACUUCUUUU